CGGAGCACCCGCCACCGACGGACAUCUGCGGUCGUGCCGACACAAGCGUGUGUCCGGGGACAGGCAGUCGCAGAGAUGAGCGUCGAGAGGCUGGUGCCCGCGGUCCUGGUGCUCUCUGCAGUCGCGUGCUCUAUGGCGCACGACGAGCUCGCCUUCCUCGGCACGCUGCAGCUGGCCCACGUGGUGUUCCGACACGGUGCCAGGUCGCCGGUCGUCUCCUACCCCAGCGACACCCUCACCGAGGACCAGUGGGGAGUCAAGUGGGGCCAGCUGUCCCAGCUGGGCGAGGAGCAGCAGCUGGAGCUGGGCGCCUACCUGCGGAGGCGCUACGCCAACUUCCUGCCCGCCAAGCACAGCAGCGAGGACGUGCUGGUGAGGAGCUGCGACGUGGACCGCGCGCUCGUCAGCUCGGCGAUCCUCGCGCGCGGCCUGUACCCGCCGCCGCCGGACCGGCAGCUCAGCGCCGUCUACUGGCAGAGCGUCCCCGUGCACGCGGUGCCCGAGGAGGGCGACCAGUUGCUCCCGGUUUUCGCUUCUUCGUGCCCCGCCUUCCAACUGGAGGUGGAACGAGUGAACCGCUCCCUCGAGUACCAGUGCUUCAAGAACCGCACCUCGUACUUGGAGGAGUUCUCCACCAGAGCGAGCGGAGCGACGGCCAUGGUGCUCCACGACAGCCUCAAGAGCAAGGCCUACCACGGCGAGAAGCUGCCCUUCUGGAGCCGCGGCGUGUUUCCGCAGCCCUUGUCCCAGUACAACGACUGGAACGUGUUCUUCGGCGUGGCCUGCACGGCGCCGCUUCGUCGGAUGUUCGUCGGUCGCCUGGUGCACGAGAUCCUGGAGCACACGCAGCUGAAGGCGGAGCGCGCGCUGCGGCCCGACAGGAAGCUGUUCCUGUACGGCGCCCACGACACCAACCUGCUGGCGCUGCUGUCCGUGCUGCGCGCCUGGAACGGCGAGCUUCCGCCCUUCUCGGCCUGCCUCAUGGUCGAGCUGCGGCUCAACCAGCGCCAGGAGCACGUCGUCACGGUGUCGUACAAGAACGACACGGCGCGGCCUCCUCACGUGCUGAAGCUGCCGGGCUGCCGCUCCAUCGCCUGCUCCAUCCAGGAGUUCGCCGCCGUCGCGAGCCCCGAGGCGUUCGACGAGAGCGAGUGCGAGGACAGACCCGACCCGCAGCUGCCGCUCGUCUUCCACCUGCCCGCCAGACAUCUUCGUGAUGAAUGGAAACAGUGCUUCGAUGUUAAGUGACACGUUCAUCAUCGUGCAACCUCGUGUAAGUGUAAGAGAAGAUAUCAUCAUUGCAAACUGUAGAAGACUGAAUAUAUUUAAAAAGAAGAUUUGUGUUACACAGUUAUUUUACAGAUCGUGAAUAAAAAUACCGUUCACAACAAAAUAGAGUGCAUUACUAAUGAGACAUUUAUUUCUUGUUACGAACAUGGUGUACAAAGUUAUGAAAUAAAACAAUAUGUUUCUCCACUUA
This is a messenger RNA of Bacillus rossius redtenbacheri, 1480 nucleotides long. RefSeq names its product prostatic acid phosphatase-like. The transcript has 8 exons. Bases 76 to 1248 code for a protein of 390 amino acids. Gene Ontology annotation, biological process: dephosphorylation. Gene Ontology annotation, molecular function: phosphatase activity. The record is from RefSeq and is a predicted model, not a curated record. NCBI's taxonomy places the organism in Eukaryota, Metazoa, Arthropoda, Insecta, Phasmatodea, Bacillidae.